AUGCUUUCAUUGAUACUUGCAUUGACGUGUGCUAAGAUUUUAGUUAAAUGCGAGGAGACGCCUUCGCCUCUUUCGGAACGUGGCGAGAAUUGCUCAAUUGUAGCAGUGCAAUACAGCAGCAUGACCAUGGUCCUAAAUGACACUGAAUAUCAGAGGUAAGUCAUGCUUGAUUUAUAUUUAAGAUUUAUAAAUAACCCCUCAACAAUUAUGAAUUAUAAUGUGAAUGGAUUGUCAGAUUCUUCAAGACAUUAGGUGGACACUAGUGUGGUAAGAUUAAAUGUCGGAAGUGUAGGCUCCUGAGUAUGCAUUUGGAAUUUCGAACAGACCUUGGGCUCUAUGCACGAACAUACUUCUAAGCUUUGUUUCUUCGUGAUCAUGGAUGACGCAAAUGUAUAUAGUCAACUGAUCGAUUGGUUGAUUUGAUCAUGACAUUUGUUUAUACAGUUGUAGAAAAUGUGCAUGGAAGAUGAAGGACGUAAAUAUGUAUGUAGUUUGAUGCUUACUUUGUUCAAGAGUGUGGUAUAACGCUGUUUUCACGAUACAUAAACAACUUUAUAGCCAAAAAUAUAUAAACCCCCUCCGUUAUAAUAUAGAUCAGUAAAAUCACUUCUUAUAUUUUUUGAUCGAUUUAUAAAAUGUAUUUAUAAUGUGUGUACUUAAUGCCUUUUCUAUACAUAUUUUCAUAAGCUGGUUAAUCACAAAGCACACGUUAUUUUAAUAAAUCCGAUAUAUUUUAGUCUCUUUCAGUGCCUACAUAAUCGUACAAUCGUACAUUGCCAGGUUGGAACACAAGCAAGAAACACAUCUGAACCAUUUAUGAAUACUGUGGGCAAAUUGAUGAAAGAUAAAAACAUUUCUAUAACUUGUAACUGUUCUGUGAGUCAACAUAAGUAUUUCUUUACUUCAAUUUAUAAUUCUUCAUUCCGUCAAGCGGAACUAAGUCUAAAUCAGUUAGAAGGUGCAGAAACAAACUCCACUGCUAUCGACCUCUGCACCAAUUCAUCACAAU
Lymnaea stagnalis (great pond snail) is the source of this 1009-nucleotide messenger RNA. The record is from the annotation of a GenBank genome assembly. Lineage: Eukaryota; Metazoa; Mollusca; Gastropoda; Lymnaeidae.